Messenger RNA from Polychytrium aggregatum, 739 nucleotides. RefSeq lists its product as uncharacterized. The record is from RefSeq and is a predicted model, not a curated record. Gene Ontology annotation, biological process: tRNA processing. NCBI's taxonomy places the organism in Eukaryota, Fungi, Chytridiomycota, Chytridiomycetes, Polychytriales. Gene Ontology annotation, cellular component: nucleolar ribonuclease P complex. The transcript is spliced from 3 exons. Bases 66 to 719 code for a protein of 217 amino acids.
GCCUCGAUCAGGGCAGAUGCGGCUCGUUGCGAUCGAAGGAAGCGUCAGCCGGCGACACGACAGCGAUGGGCAGAUCUGACAAGCGGGGCAAGGCCCGGGGAGGCGACGGCGGCAGACAGAUCCAUGUCGAGAACAGAGAUGCCUUCCAGCGGAUGAACUUUCUGCACCAGGCGGCAUGCUAUCUGGGAUCUCGCAGACACCAAGCGGACCAGAAGGACGGCGCGAUAGCGGCCGGGGUGCCGCUGGCAUCAUACUACAACCACGCAAUGAAGCGCAUCUGUCGUAAACUCGUUGUCCGUCUCGAUCCGAGCGUGAAGCGACAGAUCUGCAAGCAGUGCCAUGCGCCAUUGAUUCCGACUUUGACAUCCGAUAUCGAGUUGAAGAAGGAGCCACUUCGAAUCGUUACGACAUGCGGCAGAUGCAAAACAACAAAGUCGCUGCCAGCGAAGGGUCGAAAUCCAGUCCUUUUUUACGACAAGAGCACGAUCGGGCUGGACGAUACCGAUUGGCCGUCAGCAAAGGAUCCGCGUGAGGAAGACAGCCUUGACCCGAACAAUACGAGCGCGACUGAAAGAAUUGAGGGGCAACAGAAGCCAGAUUCCACCCCGAGAGAUGUAAUUCAGGCAAGAGAUGUGGAAGGCGAACCACCCGUUGAUCCAACAGACGAAGCGACAGACGAAGCGACAGAGAAAUCGACAGACGAAAUAAACUCGCAAUGAUCAGAUCGAUCAGAUCGAUC